UCUUUCUUCCGUUCUUUAUGUCAUUUCCUGUGAUGAAAAAUGGUGGUCAAAGCUCGGGGAGGCGACCGAGUCGCUGCAAAAAAUUAACGGGAAACUUUGCAUCGUCGGGCGGGCAGCCGCGGAGCCAGCGGCCGGGGUUCGGUGCUCGGCGGCCGCGGGAGGGGAGAGCGGAGCUUCACCCGGGACGGAGGGUCCGUGUCCCCGCUGCGUCUCUGCACAAGAGUUGUGACGUGCUGUUUUCCACCAACAUGGUUCCACCAUGAGCGAGCGGUCGUUGGACCUCUGGUUCUGUGAGGAGUGCCAGGACUAUUUCCAGAAGGAGUGUCCGUCCCACGGGCCCCCGCUGUUUGUCCCCGACACACCUGCGGCCCCAGGGUCGGCCAACAGGGCGGCGCUCACCGUCCCGUCAGGCCUGGAGGUCUUCACCGAGGGGAACGAGGUGGAUGUCCGCUGCCUGGAUCCAAACAUCCCUAAGGGGGCGGUGUUCGGCCCGUACGAGGGAGAGCUGGUGUCCAAGGACAAGUCCUCCGGCUUCUUUUCCUGGAUAAUUGUUGAUUUUAACAACACGUAUCAAUCCAUCGAUGGCAGCGAUGAGACCAAAGCCAACUGGAUGAGGUUCGUGCGGACCUCGUCAGAGGAGAUCGAGAGGAACUUGACAGCGUUUCAACGUGGUAAAAACAUUUACUUCAGAGUGUGUCGGACGCUAGCAGCAGGAGAGAAGCUGAGGGUCUGGUACAGCGACGACUACAUCAAACGACUUCACUGUGUCUCUCAGGAGAGCAUCGACCGCAACCUGGACACAGAUACCGAGAAGCCGACAGUCCUGCCCAACAUUCAGAAGGACCUUAAAUCUUCCUGCCUGCAGUCAGCUCUGCAGGGCAAACCCAGCCCCAGUAAACAACCCAGUGAAGAGUCCGACGGUCAGCCUCCCACCAAGAGGAAGAAGAUCGACCUCAUCUUCAAAGACGUCCUGGAGGCUUCUCUUGAGGACUCCAGUAAGUCUUCCCUCCAAAGUGAGUGCAAAGCGCCAGUCCUCGGGUCCGGGUUCAUCUCGUCUGAAGGCGGCUUUAACGUACCAAACCUGAAGGUGGAGGAGAAAGAGGAGGAGAACCACAACAGUGAGGAACCCUCCACCUCCUUCUGCCCCAACUGUGUCAAACUGAAGAGGAGGAUCCAGGAGCUGGAGGAGGAGCUGUCCCGAGUCAGAGGAGAACGAGGCAACGUGUUUGUUUCAUCAAUGUCAGAACAGAUCCAGGCGCAACACAAUCAGGCCCCGCCCCAUCCUGAGCAGGGCCCUGUCGAGGAUUUUCAAGUUAUGGAGCCCUUGACGCCCACUCAGGUGGUCCUGGAUGAAGACGACCAGGACGUGGACUCCGCUGAUGAGUCAAUUGCUGCAGAUCUGGUGAUUUCUCCGGAAGACUCACUGAAGCUUUCCUCUGGAGGAGGCCGGCGGAUUCGUCGCUUCAAGCAAGAGUGGCUGAAAAAAUUCUGGUUCCUUCGCUACUCACCGACCCUCAAUGAGAUGUGGUGCCAUGUCUGCCGCCAAUACACCGUCCAGUCAUCCCGAACCUCUGCCUUUAUUAUCGGCUCCAAGCAGUUUAAGAUCCACACCAUCAAGCUCCACAGUCAGAGCAACCUCCAUAAAAAGUGUCUGCAGCUAUACAAGUUGCGCAUGCAUCCAGAGAAGACUGAGGAGAUGUGCAAGAACAUGAUGCUGCUGUUCAAUGCAGCGUACCACCUGGCCAUGGAGGGACGGCCCUUCUCCGACCUCCGUCCACUGGCAGAGCUUCUGAAGAGGUGUGAGCUCAAAGUGGUGGACCAGUACAUGAAUGACGGAGACUGUCAGAUCCUCCUCCACCACAUCGCCCGGGCUUUAAAAGAAGACCUGGCUGAGAAGAUGCGUCUAUCACCUUUCCUAAGUGUCAUAAUGGAUGCCCAAAAUGAUGACCUUUUCUCAGACAUGGUGGCAGUCUACGUUCAGUUCAUUACCAACGAGGGCUCCCCAAACACAGAGUUCCUGUCCUUGCAGAGACUGAGCAUGGCCAGUGUGGACGGAUAUCUGCAGGCUAUGGAUCGAGCCUUUGGCGUCCUCGGCCUCAGGUUUCAGGACUUGCUGGUGGUGGGUCUGGGGGUAGAUGGCACCAACAUCUCUACAGGAAUGAGAGGCAACCUGUACAUAGCUGUACAAAAGACUUUUCCAUGGAUUCUCUGCCUUCCGAUCAUGAUCCAUCGGCCCCAUCUGGAGGUGCUGGAUGCCAUCAGUGGGAAGGAGCUCCCCUGCUUAGAGGAUCUGGAGAACAACCUCAAGCAGCUCCUCAGUUUCUAUCGCUACUCCCCUCGCAUGAUGGCCGAGCUGCGAUCCACUGCUCCAACACUGUCUGAGGAGACAGAGUUUCUUGGGGACAUCAGAGCCAUUCGAUGGAUCAUAGGAGAACCAAAUGUCCUUAACGCGCUCAUCAAAGAUUACCUGGAGGUAGUCGCCCAUCUGAAGGAGAUCAGCAGCCAGACACACAGAGCGGACGCUGCAGCCAUUGCCCUUACCCUCCUCCAGUUCCUCAUGGACUAUCAGUCCGUAAAGCUCAUCUACUUCCUCCUGGAUAUCAUAGCUGUUCUCUCACGAUUAGCCUUCAACUUCCAGGGAGACUACCUGCUGGUGUCACAGGUGGAAGCCAAGAUAGAAGAAGCCAUUCUGGAGAUUGGACAGUUGGUGGACUGCCCUGGAGAGUAUCUGCAGGAGUUUGAGGAAAACUUCCGUGAAAGUUUUAAUGGCGUUGAUCUGAAGAACCUGCGUGUAGCUGAGUCCAAGUUUCAAUCCAUACGGGAAAAGAUCUGCAACAGGAGCCAGGGCAUCCUGUCUCAGAGGUUGGAUCUGCAGAGUCGCUCGUUCGCCAAAGCCUGCAAGGUCCUGGACCUGUCCACCUGGCCUCAGAACCAGGAGGAGCUACAAGCAUACGGGGAGGAAGAAAUCCAGGUGAUAUUAAACCAUCUGGAGUCCGUUCCCUCUGCAGGUCAGGAGGGCUCCAGGACCGAGGCCAGGGGCAGCCUGGUGGUGGAAUGGAAGGAUCUGAAGGCAGACUACUACAGCAUGAACGGUUUUAAGGAGGUCAUCAGUCACAUCUGCAGGUACAAGCAGCGCUUCCCUCUGCUGAAUCGGAUUGUGCAGGUUGUCAGAGUCCUGCCGAGUUCCACAGCCUGCUGCGAUAAAGGCAGAGGUUCUCUUCAGAAGAUGUGUAGAAACAAUCGUUCCCGGCUGACUCUGGAGCAGAUGAACGACCUGCUGACUGUGGCAGUGAACGGACCGCCAAUCGCUAACUUCGAUGGGAAGCGAGCGCUGGACAGCUGGUUUGAGGAGAAGUCUGGGAGCAGUUACUCUCUGUCAGCGGAGAUGUUGAACAGGAUGUCAGCUGGCGACCAGAAGUCUGUCUUACACAAUGUCGACGUCAACACGGAGUUCUACUCUGACAUCUAACAGGCCGACCCAGUGGUGUAGGGUUGCAACAAAAUAACACUACAUCACUGAACUAACGAUAACGACACCAGCGAUUCCAAACCAGGGCUCCUUCUGCAGUUACCAGAGGCUACAUGGAAAGAUUGUGAUGCUCAGCUAAUCUGAAUAAAUCUAAAUUAUGAUUAAGAACACAUAUUAUACAUUUAUAUUUAGAAAAAAUCAACACACAAAUUUGGAUGACAGGAUUACAAAUGUGCAUGAUUCUGAUCUGUAGUAUUUUCACAAUAUCUUACCAACUAUGGUAGUCGGACUGCACAAGACAAGCCACAGCUUUCCACCAAUUAGAGUCAAUCUAUAGGUCGAGUAAAAAUGCAGAAAACCUAGUUAGAAAAAGACUGUAGGGGAACGUGUGACAUAAAAACGAUUUGGAACCACUGAGCUGCAUCACUGGGAAAACCUCAGCUGGAUGGAUAGAUUACAAAACCAGCAGACCAGCCAAGGGGCCCAAAUGUUCAGGGGGCCUUAUGGGCUUCAGCUGCAAAAUGAAACACAAAAUGACCACAAAGACGCACAGAGACAUAAAUGCUAAACAACCACAGUGAGAUGCAAAAUGACUGAAGAGACACAACAUAACUACAAAGAGACGGAAAUUACCACAAACAGAUAUUAAACAACCACAAAGAGAUGCAAAAUAAACACAGAGACAUACACUGCACACACUGACUACGAACAGUGGCAAAACAACCAGAAGACGUGAAAGAACCACAAAGAGAUGCAAAAUGACUGAAGAGACAGAAAACAGCUACAAAGAGACACUAAAUAACUACACAUAGACUUAGAAAUGACGUCAAAGAGAAGCAAGCAACCACAAAAUGAUGCAAAACGACAAGAGACACAAAAUGUUUACAAAAUGAUGCAAGACAAUGACGAAGAGAUGCAAAACGAUUGAAGAGAUACAAAACAGCUACAAAGAGACACACAUGGACCACAGAACAACCACAAACAGAUGCCAAAAAACCACAAAGCGACACAAAACAUUCACAGGCAAGCAAAAUGACCAUAGAGACAUGCAUCAACUUUAAAGAAAUGCAAAACAACUAUAAUGGCAUGCAAAAGAACCACAAAGAUGUGUAAAAUGACCGAGUUAAGAGUUAAGUUAAGAGACACAUACUGACCACAAAAGAACUACAAAGAGAUGCAAAUCAAUCACAGGGAUGCAAAACAACCUCGAAGAGACACAAAAUGACUGCAGAGACAAAAAGAAAACACAGAGAUACAAAACAACUACAAAUGCUUGCAAAACUACUACAACAAGAUGCAAAACAACCUCAAAGUGAUGCAAGACGACUACAAAUACACGUAAAACCACCACAACAAGAUGCGAAACAACCACAAAGAUGCAAAAGGACCUCAAAGAGAGACAAGUCAAAACGAUCUCAAAGAAACACAAAACAACUACAGAGGCAAAAAAACACAUGGAGACAAAAAACUACAAAUACAUGCAAAACUACCACAAAGAGAUGACAAACAAUUACAACAAGAUGCAAAACAACCUUAAAGGGGUGGAAGGAUGACUACAAACAGAGGCAAAAUAACUAUAAAGAGACUCAAGUCAACCUCAAUGAAACACAAAACGACUACAGAGGCAAAAAACAACUAUAAAUUCAUGCAACACUACCACAUAGAGAUGAAAAACAAUCACAAGAUGCAAAACACCUGUAAAGAGGCGCAUGAUGACUACAAGCAGAGGCAAAACAACCACAAGGAGACACAAAACAACUACAAAUACAUACAAAACCACCACAAAAACACGCCAAACAACCACAGAGACAUAAAAGGACCCUUAAAGAGACGCAAGACGACUAUAAACAAAGGCAAAUCAACCACAAAGAGAUGCAAAACAAAUUCACAAAACAGCUUGAAAGAGACAGAAAUUGUUUACAAAAUGACACACAACAACCAUAAAAAGACGCAGAAAACUACGAAUACAUGCAGAACAACCGCAAACGACCACAAACUACAAACUUAUGUGUAGCUGUGUCGUGGUUGCAGUUGAUUGCUGAUGCAUGUUAGUUCCCAGAGGCCCACUGUCUCAUAUCCGUCCAUGUUCAGCUGGAUGUUGUGCUGAAAUCUUUCUCCUCUGACUGACUGACUCCUUUGACUGAUGAACAUUGUUAAACUGAAGGCUACUGAGUGGCCCUUGUUCUAUAUAUAAUAAUUAAGCACUUGUUGCCAGAAUAAAAGUCAGUUCUACUUUGGGAACAAUCUAUUAGUGUCAAACUAAAUGUCUAUUGAGCUGCUCUCUGCUUCAGCUUCUGUGCCAAUGGGAUAUUCAGUCAUGUAGUGCCUGACAGAAACGAAACAGCUAGAGUGUAACGAUGUAUAAAGGCUUUAUAUUUCUAUUAGAAAUGCAGACAUUGCUGCUUCACACUGUAUAUAUUGUAUAAACUGUACAUAUUGUAAAUGCUUUUGAGCCUGUUUUUAAGGAGAGUAUUUUUCUCUUGAAUCUGAUGAUUGUGCCAUAAUGAUCGAAUGCAAGAACCGAAAGAAAAAGGUGCUAUCCUGCUAUGCCAUACUGCAUUCUGCCAUAUUUGUUUAGAUGUUUACUGCUGCAAGUUAUAUAUUUGAAACAUGUUCUUUUUCACCGAUGCAUCAGCUUCAUGUUUGGGUGUUUCCAGCCAAAGCUCAGGCUUAAAGUAAUUCAAGUAAGUUUUAAAAACUGCAUGACGAUAUUUAACUGUUGCUUUUAGCGCACACUUCUGUAGUAUUUUAUCAUGUUAUAGGUGCCUGUAUUUAAUAAGUGUGCGGAUACAGUGAGCUGAGACAGGAUGAACUCAGCAGGCAGAUGCUCACUUUUGCUUUGUUGUUUUUUGUUUGUUUGUUUUUACAAAUGUUAUGUAAGGUUUGCUUUGUGUUUUUAAGGUCAAGGAAUAGUUUGACAUUUUGGGAAAUACAGUUAAUUAUUUGGACCAUAAUUACAAGCAGCCAAAUGAGUUUUCAUGUCAGCCUUCGACUGAAUUUUUCACAGCAACGGAGUGCCCAUGGUCAUAAACUUCCUGGAAAAAUUAUGAAAUUAGAAAAACAACUCUAAAGAUCUCCAAUUAAUACAAUAUAUUUCAUUAAAGCUCUACACAAAUACAAAUGUAAAAUUAACAGUCUGGGGUUUUACAGGAGGUUCAUGCUGUAGUUGUUAGUUUUUAGUCUUUAUGCUAAGCUAAGCUAAGCUAAGCUAAUCGUCUCUGAGCUCUGGCGCUGUACUUCUUAUCUAUCUUUCAGCCUAAAAGAAAAUUAAUUUCCCACAACCCUGCGUCCUUAUAGAAAGACAUCACAUUUUGGGAUUGCUGCACUUUAUACUUAAUUUUGCUUAACUCAGACCUGUUGUCCUCGUUCAUGGACACUUUUUUGUGCCAUUUAGUUUUAGCAAGACCACAAUACACUAAUCCAUUUACAAGCCGAUCGCAACACAGAAGUCGGCAAGAUACAAAACGUGAUCAAAUUUUAUGGUUGAAACUUGUUUUUUGUUAUUAUUAUUUUUAAAACAAUUAACAUACACGACACAUAGCAACACACAGCAUGGCACACAUAUACAUAUCUGGGGGUCAUGUAGUCAUGGCUAAGCCUCCCUCUGGCUGCCAAUUUAGACUUGACAUUAGCAAUGAACUGAUUCCCCCAAACAAAUACCAUAACAUAUACACAUAAACUAUACAUACACACACCCACACACGUCUCCACACAUGAUGUAAUACAUAAAACACAUGCUGACACACACAGACAAACUCAGAAGCAUACACAUCCACACAAAUGUGCAUUAAAUAGUAUGUACAGAGGUGGACAAGUGGGCAAAAACCAGUAACAACAUAAAGUUGACAUUAAAAGUUAAUGGUAGUAGUGAUUGCAAUAGUAAUGAAAGGAAAAUUCAUAUAAACAUAUGAUGCAUGAUUCUUCAUCAGCAUAAUGAUGUGGUCCUGUCUAGGUUGAAUCUGAUCCACUGGACACAGGGCCCAGUGGCUCUUUUUAUUUUUGCUUCAUUAAGUUGAAGUGUUUUUUUUUUCUUUACUUUAUUGCCAACUUUUGACUAUUAAAACAAACCGAUCGUCCCCAUGUGAUCAGGUCCUACUAUUGCCAAAAAGCUAGAAGAAAUUAAAAAUUAAUACAAAAGCUGAGGUCUCAGGAGGUUGAGUGUAUUUCCCUAAAAUGUCAAACUACUUCUUAACGUUUGCUGUAUGAUUAGCUCCAAGCUAUUUCAUUUUACUGACAGAUAAAACCUUUGUUUUUAUUUUUACGUAUAGUGCACGUCUGUAUCGUAUGCAUGCAGUUAUUACUGUAUAAAGCCGACCUGUGUUUGAGAGCAUAAUGUUUGUGCGCAGGAUGCUGCCCGAGCUGUCGUCAGACUGAUGAUUUACAAGAAGUGUGUUUUUCUAGGUGAUUCAUGUGCGGCGCAGGAACAGACUGUUGGUUGGUUUGAUCACGUUUCAUUUCAAUCCAAAAACAUCUUUGACUUAAGAAUGACAAUAUUUCGUGCUAUGCCUUAUUCUGUACGUGUUUUAACGGCUGUUCAUCUUUAUACCGACAUUUGGCUGAUUGUAAUCUGACUCCAGAGCAGAGCGGAGCGGAGUCGACUUUAAGUUGUUGUUGAUGUUUGAUGUUUGCUGAACUGUGAGAUUUUUCACUGCUGGAGUUGGAGAUGAAUUUUGGUUACACACGAUCCAAAAGAAAAUGAGUGGUUACUUGAUUUCUCUGUUCACUGUUUCUUCUGUUUCAAAUGCUUUAAAAAAUACACUUUAAAAGACAUUUGAUCUGAAGUUUGUCAGUUGAAUUAAUCCUGUCGUCAGGUGACGACUUAAUAUUGUCAGCUUUUUGGGAUGUAAGUAAACAGGAGCUGGACGGCAAUGAGACUGACACAAUCCAAACGGCUUUGUCUCAACUGAAGAGUUUAUACUUAUUUAUAUUAUAUUCAACUUAAAGGUCCAGUGUGGAGGAUUUAGGGGGAUAUAUUGGCAGAACUGGAGUAAAAUAUAAUUAGUAUGUUUUCUUAAGUUUAUAAUCACCUGAAAGAAUUGUUGUGUUUUUGUUACCUUAGUAUGAGCUGUUUAUAUGAACAUAGGGAGCGGGUCCUUGUCUACAGAGAUCGUUAUGUUGCACCACCAUGUUUCUACAGUAGACCGUAAUGGACAAGCCAAACACUGGCACAAGAGCUUCAAAAAACACUUUCUUAAAUAUAUUUUUAUUGUUGUUGUUUUUUUUAACAUAUAAGCUAAGGUAAAAGAAAACACUCAAAUAAAAAACACAUACCCAUGUACACUGAUGUACAGAUACACACAACGGGGCUCAGAGGUAGAGCGGGUCGUCCACCAAUUGGAAGAUCAGCGGUUUGACCCCCGGCUCCUCCAGUCUGCAUGUCAAAGUAUCCUUGAGCAAGAUACUGAACCCCAAAUUGCUCCCAAUGUUGCUUCCAUCAGUGUGUGAGUGUGUUAAAAGCACCUCGUAUGGUAGCCUUGGCCACCAGUGUAUGAAUGUCUGCGUGAAUGGGUGAAUGUGACUCGUAGUGUAAAAAGCGCUUUGAGUGGUCGGAUAACUAGAAAGGUGCUAUACAAACGCAGGUCCAUUUACCAUUUACCAUACAUAACCUUUAAAGAAACAGGCAGUCACACAAGAUAAAGUCCCAGUCAGGACCUAUCCUAUUAUGAUCGGCUGCAACAAGAUGUUAAAAAUAAAGUAAUUGUGACUUACUUCACAUGGAGUUAUCGAUAAAGUGGGGGUUUAGAUUCUGGCUUUUAUAUAUUCCAUAUAUGGAUUCCAGAUUCUCAGAAAUUUAUCAGAGGAGCCAUUUAAUGGGAAUCUUGGUUUCGAGUCCAGGUCGGUGUAUGAGGGUUCUUCCAGUGGAGAAGGAUUAACCUCCGUCCUUCGUUAUUUUGAGUUUAGAUCCUUAAAGGGCCAGUGUGUAAUAUUUGUCAUGGUUUAUUGUCAAUCUGAAUCUGAAUCUGAAUAUUCUACCCAUUAAUAUGUUUAUACAAGUGUAUAAUCGCUAUAAAAUAAAAUUCGUUUGGUUUUCGUAGCCUUAUAAUUAUGCUUUUAUAUUUAUAUAUAUAUAUAUAUAUAUAUAUAUAUAUAUAUAGCAAGGGCCUUGCUUUAGAGAGGUCGCCAUCUUGCGCCGCCAUGUAUGUACGGCAGACCGAGCAGACAAUCCAGCCAGCCAGAGAACGCGUUUCGCGUGUAUAAAUAAACCAACAAAGACAGCGGAAGGAAGGAAGAAGGAGGAGGAAACAGCAGAGAGUGUUAGUAGUUCGUCGAUAGAGAGUAGUGAAAAGUUUUUUUUAGUUAUAAAGUUUGCGAAUGGACCACACUUACCACACAACAGGAGAGAAUGAACCUGAACCGUCAUCUGCGAGGAAAAGAAGACGCAACUUCACUCCUUGUGAUGCACUCUCUGCGGCGCUUUGAUAUAUGCUGGUGAUAUAUCUCCCCAAAGAUGGCAGCAGUAGCACCCAAUCCCAUUCUGUGCAUUCAGCCUCUCUUCUCGCCCGCCCAGCAUCAAACACAUGGAGUUCCUCAUCUGUAUGCUCCGGCUCAAACAGGUAUGGCUCUGGGUCUGUGUCCACUACAAGAAACUCUUCAAAAUCGCGUUCAAAGUCGUCCAUUGCAGCUACUAUAGUUCGGAGAUAUUGCUAGGCUAAAUAAACAGCUGAGCUCUGUUUACCGGCUACGCUGUCAGUAAGUGUGCUGGCUGGAGGUUGAGCAGAGAGGGGAGGGGGUCCCCACUCAGUAUGGUAAACGAGUAUGUGUGUAAAGUUAUGAAGUGUGUCUGUUACACUAGAAGAGUCAGAGUUUGGGACGGAGUCUUUUACCCCCUGGAGUGUUACCAGAGUUUUUGGAGUGCUCAAAUAAACUGGCCUUUUUCCUGAACGCUCCUCUGGUCUCCUCGUGAGGGAUUCAUUACAAUAUCGUAACAUGGUUUAGAUUUCUAAAUAAAUAUUCAUCUUGUGGCUAGAUAGACCUACUCCUGAAAAACUCAAGCGCAAGGCUUUUUGUCCCUACGAGGCCACCGUCAUUUACCCGACGGGAGGGGUGUGCGAGUGAGCCCUGCAAUCUAAAAUUUGACCACUGAUGUCACUGUUUUCAACCCAUUUUACACACUGGCCCUUUAAAGAUUCUUAUUUUCCUCUCCUGCUAUGCCAAAAAUAGCUGUCAGAGGAUCUGGGCUAAUUCUCAUUUUAAAAAUAUCCCACAGCGUUUUGAAGAUCGAACUCCAAUAAAUGGACAAAUUAGGACACAGCCAGAUGAGUUUGCUAAGGAUGCAGGAGAAAGUAUGCACCUGUCACAAGUGGAAUCACCAUUAAGGAACAUUUUACAAUUUUACAGAGUUUGACUACGUUAAACUGCUUGUUUUAACUGGUUUAAAUCACCUGGUCCGUUUGUUUUGAAAAGGACGAGACCUCUGUAGAUUAUUAAGCUCACAGUAAAAACCUCCUGGACGCUCAUGAACACUGAAAGGACUCUAACCAGGUGAAGUUUCAGCUGGUUGCAAUCUGCCAUCCUCACUGCUAGUUACCACUCAAUCCCCCUAAAUCUUACACGCCGUUCCUUCAAGAUAAGAUGAGCUGUCGUUGAUUCCAGAGGGGAAAUUCAGAGUUGCAGCAGCACUAAGACAGAAAUAUAAAUACGUAUAAUAAUAUGAGGUACACAUUCAGGAUCAGAUGGGGAAAUGAGAAAGGUAAGAAUAGAAAUGAUACAAGAGCAAUUAAAGACCAAGGUACAAGGUAAACGUUAUUUUUAAAGCAUGAAACCCUGAAACAACAGAACUACAAGACUCUCACAUGAAGCUGAUAUUUAUUUGUAAAUGUAUAUGUUAGAUAUAUAGAUGGUGCCACAAGAAAAAUGUUAAUAUUAAUGCACUCUAUCAUUCUUGUUAUUAUUCUUUUGUCUUACUCUUGUGUCAAACAAAAAUUUAAACACAACACACUUAAUUUCCACCACCACAGCCUUUCAUUGUGACCAGCUGCCCAGGGCUCAGCUGUGUUUAAUCAGCACCUUGAUAUGUCACACCUGUCAGGUGGAUAGAUUAUCUUGGAAAAGGAGAAGAGCUAUUUUAACGAAUUUGCGACCAAAAUUUGAGAGAAAUAACUCCUUUGAAAGUAUAAAAAAAAUCUUAAUUCUUUAACUUAAACCUGUGAAAAAUGGGAGCCAAAAAAAGUGCUGUGUUUAAAUUUUUGUCAGGUGUAUUUAAGGGACAAUUAUGCGCUCACUUUUGGAACUACAGCUCCCAUAAUGCUCUGGGGAACACCCUUUUGACAGUUGGUGAACUUUAAAAAAAAGUAUGCUGAAUUAUUUAUCAGCAGCUCCAGUUUGCGGUGCACCCUCGGAUGUACAGACAACUGUCACUGGAUUACAUUGGUACUGAAGAAAACUUAUGGGCGAUUACCUCUGAUAAAAGGAAUUCGUCCACAACACUCACCACAGCUGAACUUGGACCUGAUUGGCUCCAUAAAGAAUUACUGAAAUCUGUCCAACCAACCAGAAGGCCUCAUUCAGCCGAGGGUCACAGUGGAACACACGGGACACCAAACCCAGCCG
Molecule: messenger RNA, 12019 nt
Organism: Epinephelus fuscoguttatus (brown-marbled grouper)
Lineage: Eukaryota; Metazoa; Chordata; Actinopteri; Perciformes; Serranidae
Gene: prdm11
Product: PR domain containing 11
Exons: 9
Coding region: 260-3469 (1069 amino acids)
Molecular function (GO): protein binding
Source: RefSeq, a predicted model, not a curated record